Molecule: messenger RNA, 2368 nt
Organism: Clarias gariepinus (North African catfish)
Lineage: Eukaryota; Metazoa; Chordata; Actinopteri; Siluriformes; Clariidae
Gene: cpsf3
Product: cleavage and polyadenylation specific factor 3
Exons: 18
Coding region: 106-2178 (690 amino acids)
Biological process (GO): mRNA 3'-end processing by stem-loop binding and cleavage
Cellular component (GO): mRNA cleavage and polyadenylation specificity factor complex
Molecular function (GO): 5'-3' exonuclease activity; RNA binding; RNA endonuclease activity
Source: RefSeq, a predicted model, not a curated record
GACUACACUCGCGUUCACACUAAAGCGCUAAUACAGUUUGCCUUUAUAAAAUUGAGUUGGGGAUGGAUUAAAUGUUAAUCGUUUAAAACGUUUGUGUGUGUGGACAUGGCUACUAAGCGUAAGUCAGACGUGGCCGUGCCGGCUGAGGAAAGUGACCAGCUUCUCAUAAGACCUCUGGGCGCUGGUCAAGAAGUGGGCAGAUCAUGCAUCAUUUUGGAAUUCAAAGGACGUAAAAUUAUGCUGGACUGUGGUAUCCACCCCGGUUUAGAGGGAAUGGAUGCACUGCCUUACAUUGAUUUGAUUGAUCCUGCUGAAAUCGAUCUCCUCCUCAUCAGCCACUUUCAUCUCGAUCACUGUGGAGCACUGCCCUGGUUUUUACAGAAAACUAGUUAUAAAGGAAGGACUUUCAUGACCCAUGCAACCAAAGCCAUUUACCGUUGGCUUCUUUCAGACUACGUCAAAGUCAGUAAUAUCUCAGCAGAUGACAUGUUGUACACAGAGACAGACUUGGAAGAAAGCAUGGACAAGAUUGAGACGAUCAACUUCCAUGAGGUGAAAGAGGUGGCUGGCAUUAAGUUCUGGUGCUACCAUGCUGGCCAUGUCUUGGGUGCAGCCAUGUUUAUGAUCGAGAUUGCUGGUGUAAAGAUUCUUUAUACAGGAGAUUUCUCGCGUCAGGAAGACAGACAUUUAAUGGCAGCAGAGAUCCCUAGUGUUAAGCCAGACAUCCUAAUUACAGAGUCCACCUAUGGAACCCACAUCCAUGAGAAGAGAGAGGAAAGAGAAGCUCGUUUUUGUAACACAGUCCACGAUAUUGUGAACAGAGAAGGCCGCUGUCUCAUCCCCGUCUUCGCUCUGGGUCGAGCACAGGAGCUCUUGCUCAUCCUUGAUGAAUAUUGGCAGAAUCAUCCUGAACUUCAUGACAUUCCUAUUUACUAUGCAUCAUCCCUGGCCAAAAAGUGUAUGGCCGUGUACCAGACUUAUGUCAACGCCAUGAACGACAAAAUCCGCAAAGCCAUCAACAUCAACAACCCCUUCGUCUUUAAGCACAUCAGCAACCUCAAGAGCAUGGAUCAUUUCGAUGACAUCGGCCCCAGUGUGGUGAUGGCGUCUCCUGGAAUGAUGCAGAGUGGCCUCUCCAGAGAGCUGUUUGAGAGUUGGUGUACUGACAAGAGGAACGGUGUGAUCAUCGCAGGCUACUGCGUGGAGGGAACACUUGCCAAGCACAUCAUGUCCGAGCCCGAGGAGAUCACUACUAUGUCGGGUCAGAAGCUGCAGCUGAAAAUGUCUGUGGACUACAUUUCCUUCUCAGCUCACACUGACUACCAGCAGACCAGCGAGUUUAUCCGAGCGCUCAAACCGCCCCAUGUGAUCCUGGUGCAUGGAGAGCAGAAUGAGAUGGCCCGACUGAAGGCGGCUCUCAUUUUAGAAUAUGAGGAAAAUGAUGAAGAGCGUAUCGAGGUCCAUAAUCCCCGCAACACUGAGGCAGUCACACUCAACUUUAGAGGAGAGAAACUGGCCAAAGUUAUGGGUUCUCUUGCUGAUAAGAAGUCUGUUCAGGGUCAGAGGGUCUCUGGUAUCUUGGUCAAACGCAACUUCAGUUAUCAUAUCCUCACACCUUCAGACCUCUCCAAUUACACAGAUUUGUCUAUGAGCACAGUGAAGCAGACUCAAGCCAUUCCCUUCACUGGACCUUUCUCCCUUCUGCACAGCCAGCUACGCCACUUAGCAGGACAUGUCGAAGAGGUGGAGACAGCAGAGAAAACCACACUAAGGAUCUUUAACAGCAUCACAUUGAUUCAUGAUUCCAAUAUGGUCAUCCUGGAGUGGAUUGCCAACCCCCUGAAUGAUAUGUAUGCUGAUGCGGUCACGACUGUAGUUCUGGAGGUUCAGUCAAAUCCCAAAGCUCAGAAACUCAUACAGCCCAAAGAGGAGAAAGUGGACCUGGAUGUUUUUCGGGAAAGGCUACAGAUCAUGUUCCAGGAUAUGUUUGGUGAUGAAUGUGUAGACUUUAAGGACAAAAACAAAUUGUCUGUAACAGUGGAUGGCAAGACUGCCUACAUUAACCUGGAGACCAGGACGGUGGAGUAUGAGGAAGGCAUUGCGGAUGAGGAGUCGCUCCGAGACAUGGUGGAGCAUGCUGUGCAGAGGCUUUAUGAUGCCAUGAACCCUGUGAUGUGAGCAUCAGGCAUUUCUCCUUCACAUCAUUCUUUACUUUCAGCCUGAAUACAUAAAAUACGGACACUCAUGCUGUUUAAAUGGACAUGUAUUAAUGUCCAUGUGCUCUUUAAUUUUUAUAUGUUCCAGAUAAGAAAAUAAUUUGUAUGGGUGGAUAUGAUUUAUCAGCCAUUCAUUAAAAAUUGUCUCUAGA